AAAUUUGAUGUUAAACGGGUUCGUUUCCGGCCAGUAGAAGUGAGUCGAGUGAGUGUUGUAAGGGCAACGCUUGUUUUCUCCUUUCAUCGUCAAACCGCGCCGGAGCUUGCAGUAGAGAGAUUUCUCAACAAGAAAAUGUUGUUCUUCUCGUAUUUCAAAGAUUUGGUAGGGAGAGAAGUGACGGUGGAACUAAAGAACGAUUUGGCAAUAAGGGGCACCCUUCACUCCGUCGACCAAUACCUCAAUAUUAAGCUCGAGAAUACUAGGGUUGUUGAUCAAGACAAGUUCCCUCACAUGCUUUCAGUGAGGAACUGUUUCAUCAGAGGCUCAGUGGUGAGAUAUGUCCAGUUGCCACCAGAAGGAGUGGACAUUGAACUGCUUCAUGAUGCGACUAGGAGAGAAGCUCGAGGUGGAUAAAUUCUGUGGAUAUUUUCUCCCAUGAAGGUUUCAUGUUUCAAAUAUUUUAGCUGCAAGUAUUUGUACUGUGAAUUUGUUAUUGACAUCUCCUAAGGAUAUUGAAUCAUGUAGUUGUAUCCCAGAGAUUACACACUCAGAUCUGAAUGCCUUAAUUCUGAAAUGUUAGCUUCAGAUGAUUCUAAUUGUAAUUCUGUGGAUGAUUAGAUAACUAAAGACAUUGGUAUACUGAAUUUCAACCGUGUGCUAUUUUUAUUAUUAUGUGGGAAAAAUCUAAAAGAUUCUGUGCUGAUA
This is a messenger RNA of Ipomoea triloba (trilobed morning glory), 708 nucleotides long. Its product is annotated as sm-like protein LSM2. Gene Ontology annotation, molecular function: RNA binding. Gene Ontology annotation, biological process: mRNA splicing, via spliceosome. The transcript is spliced from 3 exons. Bases 136 to 417 code for a protein of 93 amino acids. The record is from RefSeq and is a predicted model, not a curated record. Lineage: Eukaryota; Viridiplantae; Streptophyta; Magnoliopsida; Solanales; Convolvulaceae. Gene Ontology annotation, cellular component: U6 snRNP; catalytic step 2 spliceosome; Lsm1-7-Pat1 complex.